CUUCCCCUCUCAUCUUCUCAUCUUAUCUGAUCUCUUCAUUCUCUCUCUCGAUUGUUUUCUUCCUCUCCCCCCCAACAUCUUAACAAUCAUCUAACUAUACAAUUGAUAAAAUGAAAACCCUCUACAAAAACGGCACCAUCGUCAGCGGCUCCUCCGCGGAGGACUUCUCCACCUGCAUGCUCGUCGAGGACGACCGCAUCGCGUAUACGGGGAAUGACGUUCACUUGCAUGAAGGGAGUGCUGAUGAGGUGGUCGAUUUACAGGGGAAGAGGGUUUUGCCGGGGUUUAUUGAUGGACACAUGCACCUCCUCCUCUUCGGCGCCUCCCUCUCCAAACUCAGCCUCGAAUCCUGCACCUCCCUCUCCACAAUCCGCUCCACCAUCCUUUCCUACGCGCAAUCCAACCCACACCUCCCGCGCCUCUUCUGCCGCGGCUGGAUGCACUCCAUGACCGACGGACAGGCCCUCUCCUCCAUGCUCGACGACCUCGACCCCCGGCCUAUCUUCAUCGACUCGAAAGACCUGCACUCGGCGUGGUGCAACUCAGCCGCGUUACGCGAACUCGGCGUCCAAGAUACGCCUGACCCCGCGGGGGGAGUGAUCCAUCGUGAUGAGCAGGGAAACCCGUCGGGAUUGUUGAGCGAGGCCGCCGCCGUGGAUAUCGUCUGGCCGCAUGUGGCGAAGGUUGCGUCGAGGGAUGAGAAGGUAGGGUUUGUGAGGGGGGCCGUGGAGGCGUAUAAUAGGGCCGGGUACACGGGGGCGGUCGAGAUGGCGACGGAUGAGAAUCUGUGGGAGACGGUUCUCGCCUAUGUUCAGGAGGAGGAGGAGAGGAAGAAGGGGGCAGGGAAAGGGGGGAUGACGCUGCGCCUGGCCUCGCAUUGGAUUAUCCUGCCGCACGCCGACGAGGCGCGGGUCCUGGCGCAAGUCGACCGCGCGAUCGAGCUGCGUGCGCAGUAUAAUCUAGCCAACAGCCCCGGGCUCCGCAUCGCGGGGAUCAAGGUGAUCUGCGACGGGGUGGUGGAUGCGUGCACGGCGGCGCUGACGCAGCCGUAUGCGAGCAACGGGGCGAACUGCGAGACGCUGUGGGAGGCGGAGAUGCUGGAGAAGGUGGUGCGGAGAGCGGACGAGGCAGGGCUGCAGUGUGCGCUGCAUGCGAUCGGCGAUGCGACGGUGAAGAUGGCGGUGGAUGUGCUGGGCAAGGUCGGGACGAGGGGCCGGCGGCAUCGCAUCGAGCAUCUGGAGGUGACGGCGGCAGAGGACGCGAGGAGGCUGGGGGAGCUGGGGAUCACGGCGUCGGUGCAGCCGGUGCAUGCGGACCCGGCGAUUGUGCGCGCGUGGCCGAAGCUGUUGGGCGAGGAGCGCUGUGGACGGGCGUUUGCGUAUAGGGAGUUUGUGGACGGGGGCGCGAAGCUGGCGAUUGGUACGGAUUCGCCGACGGCGCCGCAUCUGCCGUUGAGGAAUCUGUAUACGGCGACGACGAGACGGUCGGCGCGCGAGCCGGAGAGUGUCGAGGUGUUUAAUCGGCAUCUGGCGCUGUCGUUGAUGGAGGCCGUCAGUGCGGCGACGGCGGGUUCGGCGUAUUCGUGCUUUGCGGAUGGGUUUGCAGGCCGGUUGGGCGAGGGCAUGAAGGCGGAUUUCGUGAUCGUGGAUAUGCAGUGGGAUGCGGAGCGGUUGCUGGAUGCGACGGUGGAGGAGACGUAUUUCGAGGGGAGGAGGGUGUACAAGAGGGAGGAAGUGGUCAAUUAGGGCUUGUAUAGGAUGACCGCCUAGUAUAG
Messenger RNA from Aspergillus steynii IBT 23096, 1774 nucleotides. RefSeq names its product amidohydrolase. Lineage: Eukaryota; Fungi; Ascomycota; Eurotiomycetes; Eurotiales; Aspergillaceae. The record is from RefSeq and is a predicted model, not a curated record. The transcript is spliced from 2 exons. The coding region runs from base 111 to 1745 and encodes 544 amino acids. Gene Ontology annotation, molecular function: hydrolase activity, acting on carbon-nitrogen (but not peptide) bonds.